Raphanus sativus (radish) is the source of this 785-nucleotide messenger RNA. Its product is annotated as histone H3.3. Gene Ontology annotation, molecular function: DNA binding; structural constituent of chromatin; protein heterodimerization activity. The transcript is spliced from 5 exons. Bases 131 to 541 code for a protein of 136 amino acids. Lineage: Eukaryota; Viridiplantae; Streptophyta; Magnoliopsida; Brassicales; Brassicaceae. Gene Ontology annotation, cellular component: nucleosome. The record is from RefSeq and is a predicted model, not a curated record.
UGACAUCGCUGCCUAUAAAUUUAUAUCAAGAGCCUUACACGCGAGAUUACUUUUAAUUAUCUUCUGUUUUCGAGAUCGGAGCACUAAUUUGAAUUCUCAGAGAAAGCAAAGCGAAAGCGACAGAGAGAAGAUGGCUCGUACCAAGCAAACCGCUCGUAAGUCUACCGGAGGAAAGGCCCCUAGGAAGCAGCUUGCUACUAAGGCUGCACGUAAGUCUGCACCAACCACCGGUGGAGUGAAGAAGCCACAUCGUUACAGACCUGGAACUGUUGCUCUUCGUGAAAUCCGUAAGUACCAGAAGAGUACUGAGUUGCUCAUCAGGAAGCUCCCUUUCCAGAGGCUUGUUCGUGAGAUUGCCCAGGAUUUCAAGACUGACCUGCGUUUCCAGAGCCAUGCUGUGCUAGCACUCCAGGAGGCAGCUGAAGCAUACCUUGUUGGACUCUUUGAGGACACCAACCUUUGCGCCAUUCAUGCCAAGCGUGUCACCAUCAUGCCCAAAGACAUCCAACUCGCUCGCAGGAUCAGAGGAGAGCGUGCUUAAGUCUUGUUGUUCGUUUGGGUCCUAUUAUGUGAAUGUUGGGGUUUGCUGUUUCUCUAAAUAGACGUAGCUGGAUUUUUAGAUAAUAUGGUCUCUUUUGGUAUUAGUAGACUCUAAAACAAUGAUGGUUUGUUGGUUUUUUUUUCUUAUUUUCGGUUUUAUGAUUUGCUUCUGUGUAUUUGCAGCUACGUGUUUUGUUAAACCUCCCGUUGUUUGAAUUCUAAAACAAUUAGUAUGUUGAAGUUGA